AGUCAUCCGGUCACGUACGUUGGCCUUUUGUCAGAGGCAAAACGGUGUCACUGUCUUGAGUCUCACCACCACCUCUCCGGCAAUUUCAAGCUCGAAGACUGCAGUCUUUCGAUGGAUUCCGUUGCCACCUCCUUAGCCCGCCAACCCAGCCCUGAAAGCUCGCCUACUCAUACGGAUGCCAUGGCCUCUACGUUGACUGCAACCCUCCUCAAGAACCCGCAGCCAUCUGCUUCGAAUGUCGAAGCGGCGAAAGAGACGACAGCGUCGCAAUACGGCGCGCCGUACUCUACCGGUGGCCGCGUCGUUUCUAUCUACGAGAUAUUCUUCGGGAUCUGCAAGCUGGUCCUCGCCAACGGAAAACCUGCGGAUCUCGUGCCACUCGUCACCGUGAGCCGCGCGGCGAGCGAGGUAGCGCGCGACGUUCUUUGGGAGAAGCAGACCGAAUUCGGGCCCCUAUUCAGGACGAUACCGCGCGUGGAGGCAAAGGAGAUAGGGGGCUGUCGCUAUAUCUGCGAACCUGUUGAUGAACUCGUCUUCAGUUCGCGGAGAGUCCAACGUGUGUCCUUCGAACUUCCCGCCGGUACGCCGAAAAGCUUGACGGAUGCUGAGUACGCCACGUUCAGCGACUACGCGCGGCGCAUCAAGAAAUUUUUGGACGGGUUUGCAUAUGAAGACUGGAAGAGCGCCGAUGAGAUCGAUCCGCAGCUCCUAGGUGCUGUGCUCGAGCGAGGGCCAAUUCUUCCGCGUGUCCACACUUUGCGACAAGGCGGCGGCUUCAAGAUGGCUUUCACCCAUCACUAUGUCAAGGCCACGGUCUUCUGCCGCCUCCAACCCGCGUCAGGGGAUGGCGCUCCAGCUGGCCUAUGCCUCAUGAAGAGAGGUCGCAAGGGGCCGCCUCGGAGGAUUGGAACGAUUGUACCGCUCUCGAAUUUCCGCUCGCUGAAUGUCUUUCACGAGCAUGGCGAUGCAUUCGAACAGAUCGCGAGUCUCCGCGACCUCCAGCACCUGGACGAACUCCACCUCACCAACUUCAGGGCGGACAGCUGCUUUGACGAAGAGCCAGCGAGAGCGUCCGAAUCGGGGUUCCGCUCGCUGCGGACUCUGGUAUUUGCAGGACAUCAGAAGCGGCUGCAUGACGCCCGGUAUGCUCUACGCGCCAUGUCCUCGGAGCCGCUCCGCCUGAAGGCGCUUGCGUAUUACGGUGCCGAACAGAUAGGCGAGGACGACCAACGGGACGCUCAACGCUUUCAUACUGCGGUGCGCGAGUGCGUGGACCACGACAGCCUCACUACUUUGCUCGUCUCGACUGGCCGCAGGGGGUGCGUGCGCGCGGCCGACCUCUUCGCCGACCUCUGCGUAUUCAAGAAUAUCUCUCGCGCACAGAUCAACUUCGACUCAAUCGACUCGAAAGACGCGGACGCGGACGGCGCGCUGGAUCUGCUGAGUGGCGCGUGGCCGAAGCUCGAGUAUCUCACCUUCGCUCAUCAUGCGGUGACGCUCGCAGGCCUAACGCCGUUAGCUCGACGGUGCCCGGCGUUGAAAGCCCUGAGUGCCGCAAUUGAUAUGCGCUGCAUUCCUGAGCCUAUCCUGCAGUCGCAGCGCGAGGUUAUGAGCGAGCGCCGCGUCGAGCUCGUGAUUCGGAUGGGGACGGUACCGAGCGCGAGCGAUGAUCUUAUGCAAUUCUUGGACAGUAUAUUUCCACCACCGACAUUGCGCCGUAUCAGUGCACAUAGAGGCAAUUAUCGUGCUGCUUAUGAUUGGGAUGAAUUUUGGACGAGAAUGCAGGAACGAGCGGUCACAGAAUUAUAGCCUCGCUUUUAUCAAUAGCGCUUUCUAUCUACUCAAAUUCUGUUGUCAGACUGUGAUGAUUUUGCCUGAAUGUACUCUAUCGCACGCUUUACAACACUUGUUAGACUACAAAGCGACAUAGACGGGAUAGGCGCAGCGC
Schizophyllum commune H4-8 is the source of this 1948-nucleotide messenger RNA. RefSeq lists its product as uncharacterized. The transcript has 2 exons. Lineage: Eukaryota; Fungi; Basidiomycota; Agaricomycetes; Agaricales; Schizophyllaceae. The record is from RefSeq and is a predicted model, not a curated record. Bases 112 to 1809 code for a protein of 565 amino acids.